Molecule: messenger RNA, 2526 nt
Organism: Aphidius gifuensis
Lineage: Eukaryota; Metazoa; Arthropoda; Insecta; Hymenoptera; Braconidae
Product: F-box/LRR-repeat protein 12-like
Exons: 6
Coding region: 273-1814 (513 amino acids)
Biological process (GO): SCF-dependent proteasomal ubiquitin-dependent protein catabolic process
Cellular component (GO): SCF ubiquitin ligase complex
Molecular function (GO): RNA binding; protein binding
Source: RefSeq, a predicted model, not a curated record
UACCAUUUUACUUUCUUUAUGUAAUUUUUUUUUCGAUAUUUUAAUUUCGGUUAUUCGCCCCGAGCCCAGCGAAAGCUCUCACUAGACAAAACAGAUGUCCCUGAAUUUAUCCUCCAAAUAAACUGUCUGCGCAUACGAAAACGAAAGUGUUGAUCAGCUUCUUUGUACAGUGGAGGAGAAUUUAAUAUUAUCUGACUUGAAUUCUCAGCAAGGGCGAGGCUGAUAAAAGACAAUUAAUAAAAUCAAUUAAUUGUCCAAAAACUACUUGUGAAAUGGCUGCAUCUCAUCAAGAUCUUGCUUCUAAUCCACCAGCUCAAGAAACCAGAGAUUACGUAGGAGAAAUUCUUGGCCUUGAAUCAUGGAGUCCAGGUUCUUGUGAUGAUUACUACAAAAUCGUAACAACAACAGAGGAUGGAACUUUAAUUAGAAAAUUAUUUGUUGGUAAUUUAGCUGAAAGGACAACAACAAAAGACCUCAUCAAAUUAUUUAAUCAGUAUGGUGAUGUUGAGAGUUGUUAUAUCAAAAGAAAUUAUGGAAGAAGUAAUUUUGCAUUUGUUAUAUUUAAAGAUGUAACUGGUGCUUGGAAUGCAAGAGAAGCUGCUGAAGCACAUCAAGUGAGAAUGCAUUGUCGAAUACUCAGAGUAUCAGCAGCAGACUCAUGGCAUCAGCCAGAUUAUAUUGAAAAUCAAAGAGGAUUAUAUGGAAAUAAAGAUAAUAAUAAUCAAAAUACAACAACAACAAUUGUUGAAGCUCGAGCAGAUGUUGAAUCACCAAUACGUUUAUUAAAUGAUGAUUGUUUAAUUCAAAUGUUUUUACAUCUUCCAAUAUCUGAUCGUGUAAGAAUGGAACGUGUUUGUAAACGUUGGCAUGCACUUAGUCGUGAAUCAUGGUGGUCAGUUAAACGUCUUGAUCUUGAAAAAAAAAAUUGGGGUUUAUCAGAUAGAUUUAGAUUACAAUAUAUUGAUACAGCAACACUACGUAAAGUACUUAUGAGAUGUGGUGAUUUUUUAACAAAACUUGAUCUAUCUGAUUUAUUACAUUCUUUAGGCUCAAGUACACUAACAAUUGUUGGUAAAUUAUGUCCAAAUUUACAAUACAUUGAUGUUACUGGAAUAAUAUUAUCACCAUCAGGAAUUAAUUCACUAAUUGUUAAUUGUCGUAAUAUAACUGAAUUUUAUAUGAAAAAAUUAUCUGGUCCAUGUGAAAAAGAUUUGGCAAAAUUAUUUAUGCUUAAUAAAAAAUUAAAAUAUGUAUCACUUGGUAAUCAUAGUAUUACUGGUAAAUCACUUGGACAUUUACCACAUGAUACUAUUGAAAAAAUUAAAUUAGAUCAUUGUACAUCAUUAUUAUCAAAUUAUUUUGAUUCAGCAAUACAAAAAUUUACAACAAUUCAAACAUUGGAACUUAAUAAUUGUGUUUGUCUUAAUGUCAGUUCAAUAGCAGCAAUUAGUAAUAUGAUUACACUUAUUAAUUUAUCAUUUACUGGUAAUUAUCCAUUGAUAACAGCAAAAUCACUUUGUCUUUUAUCAAAACUCACCAACUUAGAGCAACUUGAUUUCAAUCAAAAUAUUUUGGUUAAUGAUGGAAAUAUAACAAUCAUAACAAUGACAUGUAAAAAACUAAAAGUUUUAAAUAUUUCUGGAUGUGUAGCUGUAACUAAUAGAGGAAUAUUAAGUAUUUCAACACUACCAAAAUUAGAAACAUUGACAAUGAAUUCAGUUAAAAAAGUAACUGAUGAAUCAAUUGCUUCAUUAUGUAAAUUAAAAGUACUUAAAUGUCGUUCUAAAUUGACUGAUCUUAACAUAAUAAAUUGAUUCACAAUUGGCAACACGCAGUUUUAAGUUGUUACUGGUGGAACUAAAAUUGAUCCAUCAACAAUUACUGAAAUAUCACCAUUUUUACAAUUGGUUAAUGUUGAUUUAUCAUAAAUCAUUUAUAUAAUCAUUGUCAAUUAAUUUAUGAUGAUAUUUAUUUGUACUGCUAUUCAUUGUAUCAAGUAUUUAUAUUAACAGUAGUACAAUUGAAUGUAAAAUUAUAAAUUUUAUCCAUUUUAUACAGAAACAAUUUGUGAUUUAAUAUUAAUAUUUAUUAUUUCUAUUUUACUUGGUGAAUUUAUAUAUAUUUUUAUUAUUUUUAUUUACACCAGAAAUAUGCUAUCUCAAUGCUCACAAUAAUUAAAAUUACUCGACAAAUUAAAAGAGAGAUAAGCUUGGUGUAAAUUAAUUUCAACUAUUGGCCUAAUGCAGUAUUUUUUUUUCUAUCUUGUUAUAUUAUUUUUAAUUAUUAUUUGAGUGUUUUUUUUAAUUUUAUCUGUUUAUAUUUUGAAGUUCUGACAAAUGUAUUAAUUUAUUUUGUCUUUUUUUCUAAUCUGUAUUUUUUAUUUUUUAGAAUAAGUUUAAUAACAUGGCUUAAUUAAAUUUUUUAAAUAUUUAUUCAACAUGUAGAAGAUAUAUACAUGUAUGAUUGACACAUUUAAUGCAAUUGUAUCAAUGCAUUUCACGACCAGCUGUGAAUUUAGCAUAUCCA